AUGUGUGAGACGAAUCAAACUGAGGUGACUGAAUUUUUUCUUCUGGGAUUUCAAAGCUUUUACCACCUAAAAGUGCUGAUUUUCAUACUGGUCCUCCUUGUGUAUAUUGUGAUACUGAUGGGAAAUCUUCUGGUUGUCAUACUGGUGUCAACGAAUGAUCAGCUCCAAAUUCCCAUGUUUUACUUUCUCAAGCAUUUGGCAUUAGUGGACCUCAUGUUCACCACCAAUAUUGUACCCAACAUGCUCUAUAUUAUAUUGAUGGAGGGAGGCAAAAUUACUACAACAGGGUGCUUUAUUCAAUACUAUAUUCACUGUAUUGCAAUUUACACACAAUCUGUAAUACUUUCUGUAAUGUCUUUUGACCGGUAUAUGGCUGUUUGCCAUCCUUUGCGUUAUUCUUCCGUUUUGAGCCCUAGAUUGUGUCUCCAUUUGGCUUUCUGGUCUUGGGCAGCUGGUUUUUUCCUCAUUCCAUGUGAAUUUAUCUUAAUAUUCCAAUUACAGUUUUGCGACUCAAACGUCAUUGAUCACUUCUUUUGUGAUUUUGCCCCUUUCCUUACCCUUUCUUCAUCAGACACAAAUAUAGUACGAUGGCAAGAUUUUAUGAUCUCUGUCUUUCUCAUAUUUCUUCCAUUUCUAUUUGUUAUUUUGUCUUAUAUCUGUAUUUUCAUUACAAUCUUGAUGAUCUCAACCGCUGCUGGACGAAGGAAGGCUUUCUCCACUUGCAGUUCCCAUCUGGCCACUGUCAGCACACAUUAUGGAGCUUUAGUUACAAUAUAUAUUUUUACAGCAAGAGGUGAUGACCUCCAUGAAAACAAAUGGAGGUCUCUACUGUAUACAGUGAUUACUCCAUUUAUUAAUCCCCUUUUAUAUAGCCUCAGGAGCCACGAAUUUAGAAAAAUACUAAAACAAUUGACACAAAGGAGAAAAAGAAAAUAA
This is a messenger RNA of Nanorana parkeri, 936 nucleotides long. RefSeq names its product olfactory receptor 5V1-like. Gene Ontology annotation, molecular function: olfactory receptor activity; G protein-coupled receptor activity. The record is from RefSeq and is a predicted model, not a curated record. Lineage: Eukaryota; Metazoa; Chordata; Amphibia; Anura; Dicroglossidae. Gene Ontology annotation, biological process: G protein-coupled receptor signaling pathway. The transcript has a single exon. Gene Ontology annotation, cellular component: membrane. The coding region runs from base 1 to 936 and encodes 311 amino acids.